GCCAAUCGGAACCAAAAAGUCGAAAAUGACCAUCCGUUGCCCUCUGCAGAUCUCCCUGCGCACGUUAGCUGCAACCGCAGCUGUGCACAGAGGUUUGUGGAGAGAGAAAGAGAGAAGCAAUUUCACCCUUUUAGGACAGAUCCGAUAAAGUCAAAUUCAAACAGUAAUUGCAGCACAGGAGAGAGAGAGAGAGAGAGAGAGAGAGGGGUAGAGGUUCAGAAACUUAGAAUUUCGUUGAAUCAUUUCGGAUCGUUACUGAUUUUUCUGGCAUGGGCUUGGCGGAAAGACCUACAGACCUACACAACAAAAAAGACGAAACUGACCAAACAGGGACUAUAUUGGUUCAUGCCUUUUCAGAUCUAACCUACAUUUCUCCGGUGGUAUUCUUAUACCUCCUGAAAGAAUGUUAUAUUAAUGGUACAUGUAAGGCAACUAUGAAGUUCCGAGCUCUUCAACAACAAGUUUAUCAAGUGCUUCAUAACAAUCCCCAACCUGGCCCAGCUACAUUUGUCAUUCAAUGUCUAUAUAUCUUGCCCAUAUUUGGAUUAUAUUGUGAAGGCUUCAGUCAUUUAAUAGUAUCUGCCCUACGCCGUUACCUAAAAUUAGGACUUAACGCCACAGAUUCCUUGGAAGCAAAAGACCUAGCUGCUCAGUUAUUUCUUGAUAUUGUAGGGGGCUUUGUGAAUCAUGAUGAGAGGAUUGUUGUGAAGAUAGUUGAAAUUUUUGAUAUCAAAUUGGAUAAUGUUGAGAAAGCCAUGUGCCAACUAAAGGAAACGACUGAUAGUGGUUGUGAUGCAGCAAAAACAUUUGUUGAGCAAUACGCUUUUGAAUUGAUAGAAUCCCAGUCAUACAUGACAGCUGUAUCUCUAUUAGAGCAAUUUUCCAUCCGCCAAUCGGGAAAAAAUUUUCUCUUUAGUAUGAUACGGAACAAAGAAUUUAAAGCAGCUGACAAGUGGGCAAUAUUUAUGGGUAAGCAAAUGUUAUGUGUACUUGUUCAGGAAUACAUUGACAGGAACUUGCUGAAGCAUGCAUAUGAUAUUAUAAAGAAAAACAAUCUGCAGCAAGAGUUUCCAGAUGUUUAUCACAAGUGUAAAGAAAGCUCACUGAAAAAGCUAGCAGAAAAAGGAUGUUGGGAUGUUGCAGAGGCAAAGACAAACGAUGAUAGACAACUUAUUGAAUAUUUGGUUUAUUUGGCUAUGGAAGCCGGUUACUCUGAGAAGGUCGAUGAGCUAUGUGAUCGAUACUCCCUUAAAGGUUUCCUGGAUGUCAAAGUGCCUGAGGCAAGUCAUCUACAUAGUCGCUAUCUUCAUCUUAAUGAAUUGGUUGUGGAACACAUCAUUUGGGUUGAUAAUGUUGAUGGUUUGCAAAAUGCAACAUGCCAUAUUGAGGGGUGUAAAUUCGUGGGUGUUGAUUGUGAGUGGAAGCCCAAUUAUGAAAAAGGCAGCAAACCAAACAAGGUUUCUAUCAUGCAGAUUGCAUCUGAAAAGAUGGUUUUUAUCUUUGAUCUGAUAAAGUUAUUCAAAGAUGUGCCUGACAUUUUAGACAACUGUCUGGCCCGCAUUUUGCAGUCUCCUAGAAUUCUAAAACUUGGAUAUAACUUUCAAUGUGAUAUAAAGCAGCUGGCCCAUUCUUAUGGAGAGUUGGAGUGUUUCAAGCAAUAUGAAAUGUUACUGGACAUCCAGAAUGUGUUUAAAGAACCUCAAGGUGGUCUCUCUGGGCUUGCAAAGAAAAUAUUGGGGGCUGGUUUGAACAAGACAAGACGGAAUAGCAACUGGGAGCAACGACCUUUGACACAGAAUCAGCUAGAAUAUGCUGCUCUGGAUGCUGCUGUACUUGUUCACAUAUUCCUCCAUGUUGGCAGCCAUUCUCAUCCUGCUACUGUCAGUGAGGGGCAUGACAAGAUUGAGUGGAAAUCCCAAAUUGUUUCGCGUAUGGAUAAUGUCAAGAAGUCCAAAAAAGGAGUUAGAAGUAAAAAGAAGUCUAGAGAAUCUAAGACCGACCAGCAUUGUCAAUCAAGUUAGUAACUUAAUGCCCUGUCACAGACUUUCAUGCUCACUGCGUUAGACCCUUGUCAUCUGUAAAUAUUUUUUUGUGUAGUCGAUGAAGAAACUGCUAGUUUGAAAAAGAAACGGUUGUUGAAUUUAUUCUGCAUGUUUGUAAGGAGUAAAAAUCUGUUGUUGGAAAUGAUGCAUCUAGACCUGUUGUUUAUGAUUUUAA
Molecule: messenger RNA, 2217 nt
Organism: Carya illinoinensis
Lineage: Eukaryota; Viridiplantae; Streptophyta; Magnoliopsida; Fagales; Juglandaceae
Product: exonuclease mut-7 homolog
Exons: 12
Coding region: 270-2021 (583 amino acids)
Biological process (GO): nucleobase-containing compound metabolic process
Molecular function (GO): 3'-5' exonuclease activity; nucleic acid binding
Source: RefSeq, a predicted model, not a curated record